Humulus lupulus (European hop) is the source of this 5756-nucleotide messenger RNA. RefSeq names its product organic cation/carnitine transporter 3-like. The record is from RefSeq and is a predicted model, not a curated record. Gene Ontology annotation, cellular component: membrane. The coding region runs from base 287 to 1885 and encodes 532 amino acids. The transcript has 4 exons. Gene Ontology annotation, molecular function: transmembrane transporter activity. Gene Ontology annotation, biological process: transmembrane transport. NCBI's taxonomy places the organism in Eukaryota, Viridiplantae, Streptophyta, Magnoliopsida, Rosales, Cannabaceae.
CUCAAUAUUUUUUUGCGUAUAAUAAUAUUGAAUCAGAUUCUAAAAUUCUUGUUAAUAUAUGGAAUCAACGACUUUUAAAUCUGUGUCCAAGAUAAAGAAAAAAGAAUCAAUGUGUUUCACGCUAUAUAGUAUAUAGUAGCAGUACUUGGUUUGAUAUAAAAUACUAAAUAAGUAAUAAUAACAGGCCUAUUACGAACCAAUCGUUCUCACUAUUAAUUGUCUCUUUCAGUUCUCACUCUCAAACAGCAGACACUCAACUCAAUCUAUAUAGUAUCUACGUAUCCACAUGGCCGAUUCUAUUACUCUUCUUCUCUCCCAGCCCAACUCAGACGAUUCAUCCCAAUCUCCCCACCUAGAAGGGCACCUUCCAUCACUGGAUUCAACCAUUGAAAGCUGCAUUGGAAACUUUAGCUGGGCCCAGUUUCUCCAAGCCAUCCUUGUCUCCUUUGCAUGGUUCUUCGACUCUCAACAGUCAUUUAUUUCGGUCUUCGCAGACGCUGAGCCCUUGUGGCACUGCAAUAGCAGUACUCGACUCAGGAACAACACUUCAUCAUACAAUCGGAUCUCUGAUCUUUGCCACCUUCCGACGGAUUCAUGUUCUUGGGAUUUGCCUCGACACACCAGCACCAUAUCCGAAUGGGAUUUACAAUGUGCUGGAACGAUCAUAACGGGCCUGCCCGCCUCGGCCUUCUUCAUGGGCUGUCUUAUAGGCGGAUUCGUCCUCGCCACGCUCGCGGACUCGUCGCUUGGCCGAAAGAAAAUGCUUUCCUUUAGUUGCCUUGCCAUGGCCAUGUCCACGCUCCUCACUGCUUUCGCCAACAACUUGUGGACUUACUCGGCAUUGCGGUUUAUCUGUGGAUUCAGCCGCUCCACGAUCAACACGAGCGCUCUUGUCCUGUCAACCGAGCUGGCCAGCAAGCGGUGGAGGGGCCAGGUGGGUGUGAUAGGUUUCUUCUGCUUCACGUUAGGAUUUCUUUCUUUACCCGCCAUUGCUUACGUAAAUAUUGGUUAUACAUGGAGAAAUCUCUACCUGUUAACAUCUAUUCCAACAAUCUUAUACUCCUUAGUUGUUCACUUCUAUGUUCUUGAGUCUCCCAGAUGGUUAUUCAUCAAAGGCCGAAAAGAAGAAGCCGUUGAAAUCCUGAAAACAAUGGCUGAAACAAACAACGAAAGCUUGACGGUAAGCUUUUCGUACUUGUCUUUUAAGGAAGAAACAUCGAAUGUAGAUUUUUACUCGGCAAUCAAGAUCUUGAUAGAGAAGAAAUGGUCUUUUCGGCGAUUAUUGGCAGUUAUGGCAAUAGGAUUCGGCGUGGGAUUGGAUUAUUACGGUAUGCCUUUAGCUCUUGGAAACUUGCCAUUUAAUCUCUACUUAAGUGUCACUUUGAAUGCCUUAUCGGAGCUUCCAGCUUCACUUAUAGCUUUCUUUUUCAUCGGAAAUCUAAACCGCCGAACCCCGAUUAUGGUCUUCUGUAUCCUUAGUGGGAUUUGUAGUAUAAUGUCAGUACUGAAAGAAGUAAAGACCUAUACGACCUUACAAAUUGGACUGGAGUUGGUGUCGUUUUUCAGUGCGUGCUCUGCAUUCAAUAUUUUGCUGAUUUACACAACUGAGUUGUUCCCCACUUGUGUCCGCAUCUCGGCGGUUUCGAUGGUUAGACAGGCGAUCGUGCUCGGUGGAGUGUUCAGUCCGGUGCUCACCGCCGCCGGUAGGGGAGAUGGAUUUGUGUCGUAUGGAGUGUUUGGGAUAAUGAUAAUGUGUUUUGGAUUGUUUGUCGUUUAUCUUCCGGAGACGAAAGGGAGAGCAAUUUGUGAUACAAUGGAAGAAGAAGAGUACAAAUCCAAAACUGCCUUAACUUGUGGAUUUACUAGUUACCGCAAUGACGUGUAAGGUUAUAAGCAUUUGAUGUGUGAUCAGUGAGUAAUGAGUAAUGAUGGAAAUAAAUCAUGUGGACUAUUAUAAAUACAUCGCUUCAUUGUGAAACACCAUAUAUGUUUGGCCUUGUAAUAGUAUUAGGGAAAUUUGAUUUUUAAUACAAUAAGUCACACUCCGUUUGAAAAAUAUCAUAUCCCUAUAAGUCUCUCGUUUUGGUCCUACUAAUGUCGUUACUACCCAAAAUACCCCUGGCAUAAUUUUCUCAAACUCUCCGUAUUCUCUCCCAAAAUACACAAACCAAGCAAACUUUGAAAUCGAUAGGCCUCGAUUGAAUCCGUAGAACCCAACCUUCAUUGUCUUCCACAAACACGAACAAGGGCUCCCAAAGGUCGGACUUGACGAUCGGAGAAGGGGAAGGAGAAAACGUCGAGCAAGGCAACCAAAUUUUUAGGAAACAACCUCAAAGAAAGCGAAGGUGAGGGAUUUCAUUUUUAAUCUGCAAUAUGUGUAUGUUCCUGGUUUUUUUUGUUGAUUUUGUUCAUAGGAUAGAUCGGGGCUGGCAAUGAAGAAUCUGGGUUUUUUUUCGAUAUUUUCAUGAAACUCGAUAGAAAUCGAUAGGACUCGAUAGUAUAGGAUGAGGAAUGGAUUAGACUGUGCUCGAUAGGAAUCGAUAGGACUCGAUGAUACAAGGCUUUGGGAAUUUUUAGAACCUACAUCGAUAGGAAUCGAUAGGACUCGAUGACACACGACUUUGGGAAUUUUUAGAACCUACCUCGAUAGGAAUCGAUAAGACUCGAUGAUACACGACUUUGGGAAUUUUUAGAACCUACCUCGAUAGGAAUCGAUAGGACUCGAUGAUACAAGGCUUUGUGAAUUUUAGAACAUAACUCGAUAUGAAUCGAUAGGACUCGAUAAGACUCGAUGAUACACGGCUUUGGGAUUUUUAGGACCCACCUCGAUAGGAAUCGAUAGGACUCGAUAUGACUAGACUUUGGUUUUUUUGCCUUACCUCGAUAGGCCUCGAUAGUACCCGAUUAUAUUAUUCUUUGUGAUUUUGGAACCCACCUCGAUAGGCAUCGAUAGGACUCGAUAGAACUCGAUUGUUUCUGCCUCGAUAGUAACUGCCAUACCAGAUUGUUUUACAUUUUUAACAUUUUUUUUAACAUUUUUAACAUUUUUUUUGUUUUUUUUUCCAUAUGCCUGAACUUAUUGUUCCGUUGGAGAAACACUUUCCUGGCCAUGUCACUUAUAGGGGUAGUGCCUACUUGGAUACCCUUAUAGAGCAGUUUAAGAGGCAUGGUCUUAUUGAAAGGGCACAGGCAUGCCCGUUGGGACAGUUCUUUAAGGCAAAACCAUUUAGUUUUUUUGGGGUUCUGCUGCAUCAGCUAAUGUUGCGUAAGGUAGAAAGUAAGAAGCCUGAAGAGGGUCAGUUCUUCCUGGGCAAAACUCUGUGUAGAUUUGGUAUUGCAGAGUUUGCCCUAGUUACCGGGCUAAAUUUUGGGAAAUCACCAUCCCCAGAUGAAUUGAAAGAGCAUCUUUCAAGUGAUCGGAUCAUCCAGGAAUAUUUUAAUGGUGAUUCGAAGGUUAGUUUUGGUCAGUUGGAAGCUGCAUUGAAGGCCUCCACAAACCCAGAAGAUGCAUUUAAGCUGGGUUUGUGCUAUUUGAUAGAGGGGAACUGAAUGCCCCAGAGAACACAACAACGAUAUGGGGAGAUUCCCUGAGGAUGGUUGAGGAUAUUGAUUACUUUUUCAAGUAUCCUUGGGGGAAGUUGUCAUUUAAGAAGGUUAGCAAAGGCCUUCAAAAGGACAUGAAGAAGCAAUUGAAACACUAUGAGGAGAAGAAGAAAGAGAGGCCAAGCAAAAAACAGAAGGAGGCGAAGUAUAGUUUCACUUGCUAUGCACCCGUGCUUCUUUACUGGGCUUUUGAGGCUAUGCCUUCUCUCAGGAGUAAGUUCGGUGAGAACAGUGGGAAUCAGAUUCCCAGGAUGCUCAGUUGGGCUACGAAGACUGAUAUCACUAUUUCGACAGCUCUGUUGGCUCCUAUAUUCGCCAAUCGUCGAUUAGUGGUAUUUUCCAUGCUGAAGCCACGUCCCAGUGAGGUAGUCUACUACAAUAGCCUCCCAGAAGUUGAUUCCAAGUUAUUCCUUGAGUUGGAGGCUGGGACUGCAAUGGAUGAAGUAGUGGUACCUGAGAAGGAGGCAGAGAAGGUAGCAGAAGUUGCAAAGGAAGCCUCCAUUUUUUAUGAGGAUGUCCCGAGGGCUGAUGAGCGCACUUCACAGGCCUGUGCAGCUUCAUCUAGUCAGGUUGCCCAGCCUGAUUAUGAGCAACUUCUGCAGAGGCUAAAGAGGGUUGAGGAGGGCCAGACAACCUUACUACAGAAUCAAACCACGAUCAUGGCUCAGUUGGUGCAGGUGCUUUCACUGGUCUCAGGUCGAUCCACCAACGUAAAAUCAGAUAUAGAGUCUGAUAUCUUGCCUGCAGACUACGAGCGCAGUGAUCAACCCUCCACUCCACAGGCCCAAACAUCUAUAGCUCCCAAUGAUGCUGACAGUCCCAGUGUACGAGUACUGCAGCCCGAGGAGGCAGCUGGCCUUGAAGUUGUCAGGAAGAAACGCAGGCCCAAGCGUUUUGAUGACUUCACCGACCCAACAAAGAAGGUCAGACUAGAUAAACAGGGGCUAGUUGCUGAACCACUGAGGAAGUGUGACCCACAACAGGAGAAGAGCUUCCAUAGGUGGAUCGUCGGGAAGAUCGACAAUAAGAGAGACCGCAACGUGUAUACUGGGACGCACGGUGUGGCAUGGUUCUUAUAGUUGCACACAGUCCAGACUUGGCUUUGGGAUUCGCAUAUUGAUGCCGCUUUGCACAUGCUACGCUGCCGACGCCACUUUUACCAUGCUGCAUUUCGGCAGGAUGCUGCGAUCAUGAACACCACCUUCCCCUAGGUGUGCCUAGGUCGUUGGAAUCAUUUCAGAGAGACCGGCACUAAGUAUACAUGGGACGACGAUGUGCUGAGAAUGUUGAAGGGCGAUGAUAAUCAAUUCCUUGUAUCAUGGCAAAAUGUGAGUGAAGUAUAUUUUGCCUUGCACGUCGAGAAAGCCGCACAUUGGAUCGCCAUUGAAUGUGCUGAGAAUGUUGAAGGGCGAUGAUAAUCAAUUCCUUGUAUCAUGGCAAAAUGUGAGUGAAGUAUAUUUUGCCUUGCACGUCGAGAAAGCCGCACAUUGGAUCGCCAUUGAAGUCUCCAUUCCAACGUGGUGCAUCAACGUUUAUGAUUCCAACCAUAGCGUGCUCAGUCCCGCUCUGAUGGAGGAAGCGAUCAAGCCUUGGUACUUAUUGUUGCCUUCGUUGUUAUGGUGUUCUGGAAUGUUUGACGACCACGAGGACCUCCAGGUAUAUCCUGAGCAGAAUGCAAAGCCUUUCUCAUAUUGUCGUAUUCCUCCAGAGGAGUGUCCUCAGACUAAGACAAGUGGGGAUUGUGGUAUGUUUGCCAUCAAACAUAUUGAGCAUCUGGUUGCCAGGCUAUCACUCGAUAUUGUUAUCAAUGAGAACAUCCAGCAUUUCAGGACCAAGUGGUGUGUGGACCUGUUCUAUCAGAAUUUGGCCCCGUGAUGCUCUUUACAUUUUUGUCUUUCAUAUCUUGUAUAGUAUACCAUAUAGUUAGUUUUGUAAAUUAUUUUUUUGCAAACAAUAUUUUUUGAAAAAGUUAUUAAAUAAAAAAAUAUUAAAUUCACACAAUGUAUCUGCCUCGACAUCCAAACACACAAAGUAUUAGACGAAGUAUUCCAUAUGAUAAAUGCAGCAAAAUCAAUUAAAUAAUUACAUAACACAAUAUUUUAAAUCCUAGCCUUACAUGACUUCCUAUUGUGUCCACUACCACCACAUCUGCU